Molecule: messenger RNA, 1793 nt
Organism: Engraulis encrasicolus (European anchovy)
Lineage: Eukaryota; Metazoa; Chordata; Actinopteri; Clupeiformes; Engraulidae
Gene: txn2
Product: thioredoxin 2
Exons: 4
Coding region: 112-624 (170 amino acids)
Biological process (GO): cell redox homeostasis
Cellular component (GO): mitochondrion
Molecular function (GO): protein-disulfide reductase activity
Source: RefSeq, a predicted model, not a curated record
AAGUGCAGAGAAUACUCAAAAAUUCUUUGCUCCUGAGAGCGGAAGUAGUAAGUACCUCAACCUCUUUGGUCCGGGCGGCCAACCUACGUCUCCAGGAGAGUGCACAACACGAUGGCUCACAGGCUGCUCGUCCGGAGGGUUUGGACCGUGUCUGUGAGGGAUGUCGUGCGCUGCCCCCGUGCCCCAUCAACCACAGCCCUCUACUCAACUUCAGUGUGCGCCUCGGCACGCACGCAUCCCCUUUUGUCAUCCAGACGUUCGCUGCCACGGGCCCUGCCCGUCACCUCCCGCCGCGAGGUCUCCUUCAAUGUCCAGGAUCAGGAGGAUUUCACCGAAAGGGUCAUCAAUAGCGAGCUGCCCGUGGUCAUAGACUUCCAUGCCCAUUGGUGUGGACCUUGUAAAAUCCUCGGGCCAAGGCUAGAAAAAGCCAUUGCCAAACAUAAGGGACGCGUAACCAUGGCCAAAGUUGACAUAGAUGAACACACUGACCUUGCCAUUGAGUAUGGGGUUUCUGCGGUUCCCACGGUGAUCGCCAUGAGGGGUGGUGAUGUCACCGACCAGUUUGUGGGGAUCAAAGACGAAGACCAGUUGGAUUCCUUUGUCAAGAAGCUUAUUGGACAAUAAACCUGUCCCCUCCAUGUACCUCUGUCCCCUCCUCACCCCCCUCCCUUCCCUCCCUCCUCUUCCUCCCUCCCUUCCUUUCUUUCUCCCUUCCUUUUUCAAAUACACUCAUUUCCUCAGUAUCCUAGAAUUGCACCCAGUGGUCACACUGAGCAUUUGCAAAGACUCACUGCCCAUCCGACUACUCUUAAGGACACACACACACACACACACACACACACACACACACACACACACACACACACACACACACACACACACCCUACACGCAGCACCUUCAGCUAUUCCACUGUCUCUGCAUUGCUGGUGCAUAUGUGAUGUGUGUCUGUAAGCUCACGUAUGCAUCCAUCCCCAUCCACUAUCUCCAUGUCUAUAACAUAUUACACACCUCCUCCCCCCAUCUGACACAAGGUGGUGGAGGAGGGGCGUCUGAGCCAUUUCUAUGGGUCUUCUUGUUAUCAUAGAUUGUAUAGAGCAGUGUUUCCCGGUUGGCCCCCUUCUCGCUCUGCAAGAACCAGAGGACUCCGUGCUUUAGUCCUCCAGCCUCUGUCUCUGUGUGGCAGCCUCGGCUCUGACCUCAUCACAUUGUUUUUAAUGACUCGGAGGCAUCUGAAGGGUUUUCAACCAAUCAGGCGGUAGGAGGGGGGAGAAAGACAGAAAACAUGUAGUACUCUGGGUGGCCAGGAGGGGGUGGGAUAGGGAAACACUGGGUAUAAAGAACCUGUACAGCGACUUGAACUGUACUAUACUGUAUCAAAACUGGGAUGACUAUGUCUGGCGUAUGGAGUUGAUUUCGGGCAAUGUAUUGUAUGAGAGGUAUUAUAGCUCUCUGCAUUUCUUAUCUUUGUCCACCAGAGGGCGGGCUUCCUCUAGCAGAACAGGCACCACAGUCUAUUUUACACCGCCAUGCCUACUAUUGAGAAAGCUGAAUGUCUUGACAUUGAGGGAAAGAGCUGAUUUUAUGUAUGUAUUGUAUGUACUGUACGUAUUGUUUUAUGUAUUUUUUUUUUCUCUGUGCUUUACCGUUCAGCUCUUCUCGGUCUUGUUUUCUACUGAAAUAUCUGUGAAGCGGGGAAGCACGAACAAGGUUGAGGGAUUUGAUUUAGCUUUUAUUUCAAUACAAUAUGUAAUAUGACCAAGCGAUAUGAUUUAAAUAAAAGAGUUCUAAGAUA